Molecule: messenger RNA, 6531 nt
Organism: Synchiropus splendidus (mandarinfish)
Lineage: Eukaryota; Metazoa; Chordata; Actinopteri; Syngnathiformes; Callionymidae
Gene: magi1b
Product: membrane associated guanylate kinase, WW and PDZ domain containing 1b
Exons: 24
Coding region: 357-5468 (1703 amino acids)
Biological process (GO): signal transduction
Cellular component (GO): cytoplasm
Molecular function (GO): protein binding
Source: RefSeq, a predicted model, not a curated record
CCGCGCGACCCAGAGAGCGUCUCGUACCUGGUGGAGGGAGCCGAGCGAAGUCACCCAAGGGGGAAAGUUGGUUCAUAUUCGCGCUCACCGAAAUAGUUGGAGAUAGUUGGGUUCAGGCGCGCGGCUGAAGAGGAGCGGGACGCCGUGGGCGGAUAUGACUUCCACGAGAGCGGACUGAAAGUGCAGGUAUGUUCGGCGGAGUGCGCCGGCAGAGAGCGGGGAUGGCUUAACCACCGACGCUCGGUGGGAGAACGCGAGCCCAUGUUCCACUCCAAGAGACGGAAACUUUGCUCGGAGAUUCCUGUCAGACCCAUUCUCUACUUGUGUCCCUAGUUCCCCGGCUCUUAGCUGCUAAAAUGUCCAGACCCGCGCUGAAGAAGAACCACUGGACCUUCAGGGUCAGCGAGUCUUCGGUCUACAAGGACUCCCGCGGAGAGCUCAACGUCCCCCUGCGCGGCGGCGCGGAGCACGGCGAGUUCGCCUGCGUCGGACAAGUGAACGACGAGGCUGUGCUUUACAAAAGUGGGAAACUAACAGAAGGGGAGAUUCUGCUGGAAGUGGAGAACCUUUCCAUCUCGGGAUUACCUCUGUAUGACGUGCAGACCGUCAUCAAGAACUGCAAGGGUCCCGUCAGGUUGAAGACUGUUUCGCAAGGAAGUAAGCUGAACAAAGACCUGAAGCACUAUCUGAGCCUGCGCUUCCAGAAAUCAUCGCCAGACCACGAAUUGCAGCAGACCAUCAGAGACAACCUCUACCGUCACGCCGUGCCUUGUACAACCCGCCCCCCUCGAGAAGGUGAAGUCUCUGGCGUGGACUACGACUUCCUGUCUGUAGGGGAGUUCCUGGAGCUAGAGAAGAGCGGGACUCUUUUGGAAAUCGGAACAUACGAAGGUAACUAUUAUGGGACGCCCAAGCCACCGGUGCAGCCCCCCGGUGGGAAAGUGAUUAGCGGCGGCGGUGAUGCCCUACUACCAGACGGGCUGAGCGGUAGCCUGCCAGGCUCGCAGAACUCCACUCCCCGACGCAGCAAGUCCUACCAUGACAUGCACAAUGCUGGAAUAGGCGGAGCGGAGGACGACGAGGAGCUCCCGGACAUGAACAGUAGUGUUACAGGAGACUCCAGCGAAUUUGACGAGAUUAACCACUCGGUGCAACCCUUCGCCCCCCACCGGAGUGACCCUCCAUACCUUGGGACCAGCCCCUCACCACCGUCCACCACGGAGAGCACUCAGCAGUCACACCCUCACCUCAGCCAUCCUCCCUCAGAGGACCCGCUGGGACCUCUGCCCGACAACUGGGAGAUGGCAUACACCGAGAGUGGAGAGGUGUACUUUAUAGACCACAACACAAAGACCACCUCCUGGAUCGACCCUCGGUGCCUGGACAAGACUCAGAAGCCCCUGGAAGAAUGUGAAGAUGAUGAAGGGGUUCACACGGAGGAGCUGGACAAUGACCUUGAACUUCCUCCAGGAUGGGAGAAGAUCGACGACCCGGUGUACGGCGUCUACUAUGUGGACCACAUUAACAGGAAGACCCAGUACGAGAACCCCCUGCUGGAGGUGAAAAGGCGCCGGCAGCUGGAGCAGCAGCAGCCUCAGCCCCAGCAGCCACCCGAAGAAUGGAUGGAGGACUCCAACAUGGCGGGAGCCCCACUGGCCAGCUAUGCUGCCAACCAUCAGGAGACCUAUAGAGACCCACAGACGGGACCCCCAACCUCCAACGCUGUCGGGCAGAAACGUGGGAAACCCUUCUUCACGCGGAACCGCUCGGAGCUCAAGGGCACUUUCAUCAAUACCAAGCUGAAGAAGAGCCGACGCGGCUUCGGCUUUACCGUUGUGGGAGGAGACGAGCCUGACGAAUUCCUGCAGAUCAAGAGUCUGGUUCUGGAUGGGCCCGCCGCGCUGGACGGGAAGAUGGAGACAGGUGACGUCAUUGUGAGUGUCAACGACACGUGUGUGCUCGGCUACACUCACGCAGAGGUCGUGAAGAUCUUCCAGUCCAUUCCCAUCGGCUCUAUGGUCAACCUGGAGCUGUGUCGGGGUUACCCGCUACCCUUUGACCCCGACGACCCCAACACGAGCCUUGUCACAUCUGUGGCCAUCUUGGACAACAAAGAUCCGAUCAUUGUCAAUGGCCAGGAAGUGUCCAACAGCUACGAGUCCCCGUCCAGCCACAGCAGCCAGAACAACAACAAUGUCUCGGCCAAUGGCGGGCUGCCGCUCAAUGGCCUCCCGCGACCUCACAGCCCGGUGACGGAAGUAGCGUCGGACACCUCCUCACAACACGGCUACCCCAGUGACGUGCACACCUUAGCCUCAUCCAUCGCAACACAACCGGAGCUCAUCACAGUCCACAUGGAGAAGGGAGACAAGGGCUUCGGGUUCACCAUCGCAGACAGCCUGGGAGGCGGGGGUCAGAGGGUCAAGCAGAUUGUGGACUACCCAAGAUGCCGUGGCCUCAGGGAGGGUGACAUCAUCGUGGAGGUGAACAAGAGGAACGUGCAGAGCAUGUCGCACAACCAGGUGGUGGACAUGCUCAGCAAGUGUCCCAAAGGCAGCGAGGUCACCAUGCUGGUGCAGAGGGGGGUGGCACCUGCAAAGAAGAGCCCCAAGCUGGAUGAUUUUGAGAUGGCUCCCCCGUACAGAGAUUACACUCGGAUGCAAUUGUCGAGAAAGGACAGUCAGAACAGCUCGCAGCACAGCGUCUCCAGCCACCGUAGCGCCCACACCGACUCGCCUGUGCACCAGUCCCUGGCCACGGCCCUCAACGAGAGCGUUGCGCCUCCGCCCCCAUCCCAGCCACUGCCCGGUCUUCCGCAGGACUCUGUGGGAGACAGCGGAACCAUCCAGAGGAAACCAGACCCCUUUAAGAUUUGGGCCCAGUCCAGGAGCAUGUAUGAAAGUAGGCUUCCAGACUUCCAGGAGCAGGACAUCUUCCUGUGGCGGAAGGACACUGGCUUUGGGUUCAGGAUCCUGGGCGGGAACGAGCCGGGCGAGCCGAUCUACAUCGGCCACAUCGUGAAGUACGGAGCGGCUGACGAGGACGGGCGCCUGCGCUCCGGAGACGAGCUGAUUUGUGUGGACGGGACCGCCGUGGUGGGGAAGUCGCACCAGCUGGUGGUGCAGCUGAUGCAGCAGGCGGCUAAGCAGGGUCACGUCAACCUGACGGUGCGCCGCAAGACCAGUUAUGCCGUCAAAUCAGAAGGCGAAGUGCCUCCAUCGCCCGCCUCCUCUCACCACAGCAGCAACCAGGCGCCAAGCCUGACUGAGGAGAUGGGGAAGCGGACGCCGCAGGGCAGCCAAAACUCCCUCAACACCGUCAGCUCCGGCAGCGGCUCCACCUCCGGCAUCGGGAGCGGCGGCGGCGGAGGGGCCGGCGGUAACCCCGUGGUCCCCGUGUCGGCUGUCACCACUGCAUCGCAGCCCCUCAACUCCACCCCGCCCACCGGCUCCGCCCUGCAGCCGUACGACGUGGAGAUCCGCCGUGGGGAGAAUGAGGGCUUUGGUUUCGUCAUAGUCUCAUCCGUGUCACGACCCGAGGCCGGCACCACGUUUGCUGGAAAUGCAUGUGUGGCCAUGCCUCACAAAAUAGGACGCAUCAUUGAGGGGAGUCCAGCCGACCGCUGCGGGAAGCUGAAGGUUGGCGAUCGCAUCCUGGCGGUGAACGGAGUCUCCAUCACCAACAAGUCUCACUCGGACAUUGUCAACCUCAUCAAGGAGGCGGGGAACACGGUCACGCUUCGCAUCAUUCCUGGGGACGAGUCGUCCAACGCGUCCUUAUUGACCAACGCGGAGAAGAUCGCCACGAUAACCACCACACACACGCCUCAGCAGCAGGCCACACCCGAGGCUAGGACCAACACCAAACCAAAACAGGAAUCUUUUGACUAUAAACCUCCACAAGGACCUCCACCUCAGCUGCCCACACAAGUCUCCAGCCAGGACGAGUUCUACUCAGCCGACCUGGAGCGAGACAGCAAGGGCUUCGGCUUCAGCCUGCGCGGCGGCAGAGAGUACAACAUGGACCUGUACGUGCUGCGGCUCGCCGAGGACGGCGCUGCUGUGCGCAACGGCAAGAUGAGGGUCGGCGACGAGAUCCUGGAGAUCAACGGCGAGAGCACCAAGGGCAUGAAGCACGCGCGCGCCAUCGAGCUCAUCAAGAGCGGGGGGCGCCGCGUCCACCUGGUGCUGAAGCGGGGCGACGGCUCGGUGCCCGAAUAUGACGGCAGCCAACCCAACAAUGGCAGCACAACCACAGGGUUACAAAACGCUGCGGAAGUGAGCGCCCAACCAUCCGUCAACGAGCUGUCAGAGGUCAGCUUGCCACCAGAACCCAGCCACUCAUCCCGGACCAAAAAGGAGCCUGCUCAGCGCUCUUCUGGCACCGGCAGGCACCACCAUUCCAAACACCGCCACCACUCUCCCAACAAGAGAUCCAGCACCGGUAAACACAAGGGGAAGAAGUCAACUGGAAGGCUCAACCUUUUCAAGAAGAGCAAUGACAAGAGCAGUGACGGUCAUCGGCACCAUUCCAGCGGGCACCAUCGAAGCCGCCACCGCUCCCCUGACAGGGGCCACAAACGGUCACACAGCGCCGAAAACACCCUUGACAACCGUCAUGGGACACAUCGCCACGGCCGUUCCCCUUACAGACACCGUGGAAGCGGCUCCCCUCACCGUCGCCACCGCUCUCCCUACCGUUCACCCUACCGCUCCCCUUACCGCUCGCCUUACCGCUCGCCUCACCGUCACAGGUCCCCCCACCGCUCCAGGCACCGUUCCCCCACCAGACACCACUCCCAUGACCCGUACCGUCGAAAUGCGUCCCCUGACCGCUACAGAGGCCGCAGCAACGAGAAGCCCAACGUGGAAGAAGCUGUAUUGAAGGAGUCGCGAAACACUCCUGAACAAAGCCUUCCAUUCGAGAGCAGUGUUCUCCGUGAACCCCCAGCACUCGAUCGCUUGAAUCGUGAGGCGACACUGCCAUCCCGGCCCAGAGAUGACCGGCUGUACGCGGAGGAUAGCCUGCUGAUGAAAGCUUCCUCCAUGGAGCGAGCGUACAAGGGAGACGGCCUUCUGAGGGACGUGGCGUCCCGUGACCAGAGAACCACCUACCGAGAUGCCUCCUUGCCCAGAGUGCGCACCCCUGAAUCUGAUUCAGCGUACCACAGGUACACCACCCUGCUAAGGGGGCGCUCUCCUGAGAGGGCGUCUGACCGAUACGCGAGCAAAGGCAGCACCCUAGAGCCGCUGGAGAGGCGGAGCCACAGCCUCGGACGAGACUUCUCUCCCAUUAGAAGCUUCACCAGGGACGACUCAGAGGAUGAGGAGGAUGAUGACAAUUUUGUUGCGGCUCAGGUGAGAGAUUACUACAGCACACUCAAAUCCAACAACAGUUACGCUGCCAAGCCCGCCGUACCUGAGCCCAAGAGGUCCUACAAGGACAACCCCAAAGAUCUGAGCAUCUGAUUUGGACGUCUUGAACCAACUCCAGCUGCCACACCUCACACGCCCGCUGGACAACAUCGUAACCAUGUCGAGCUACUAACAAAAGUUGAUUUACAAUUUAUUUCUUUCUCUCUUUUGAUUUACCGUUCAACAUUUGCCACUUUUUUCCAGAAAAUGUAAAACCACAAAAAUUGAUGAUGUGCCUAAUAGUUCCAUUACCGAGCGACUUUUUUGUUUUGAUACGCAGUGGACACUUUGUCCCGCACGGCCAGAUGAAGAAAUAUAUAUGUACUCUUUUACCACAAGGAUCUGAAGGAGUAGAAGGCCGGGUCACGCUAACCAGCGCCCCCAUGAUGCUGUGCAUGUCUCUACUGGUUUCAAUGUCUCUCUCUUUCUAUCCCCCUCUCUCUCUCUCUCUCUCUCUCUCUCUCUCUCUCUCUCCCUCUCUCUUUCUUUCUCUCUCUCAGUGCCACUGUUUUUUAGACAUUUGACCGGACUAUAGCACAAGCCUGCGUUUGUUUGUAUAUUUUUGACAGUUUGCAGUAUGUGUACAUUCAGAGGUGAUCAUUUUAACGAAUGAAGGGAAAAUAAAGUUCAACUAUGAAGCUGAUGAUGAUGUUAAAAAUAAAAUAAUAUAUUCAACAAACCUAUUCGUCUGAUGUUUCCACAAGACGGUUUUAUUUAGAAAUCAAGGUGGCGCCGAGUUUGAGGCUUCGGGGAGUGGCUUGGUUAUUUUUGGUGUCUGGGUCCCAAAGCGAGAGAAUCUGAGGACGCGGCGCGUGACAGUACUGCAACUGUUCCUUUGUUGAUAUGGCCAAAGAAACAAAUAUUAAGAGUCAAGACAAAUACUUAAGAUAUCUGAGGAGAAACGUGAUGACAAGAGGUCCACUUUUUUGUCAUCUCACAUCUCUGGAAAACGACUUGAGCAGAUCUCUGGUGCUCAGCUCAAGAAUCGUGUGUGCCUUUAGAGCCGCCGCCUUAAAACUGGAUGUUUCUCAGCCAGAUCUAGAGGCGCAGCAAUAAAACGGAGGCACUUUCAGAUCGUUGCAUCAAAUGAAUUUCUACUUGAAUCUGGGCCAAAAAA